This is a messenger RNA of Macrosiphum euphorbiae (potato aphid), 345 nucleotides long. NCBI's taxonomy places the organism in Eukaryota, Metazoa, Arthropoda, Insecta, Hemiptera, Aphididae. The record is from the annotation of a GenBank genome assembly.
AUGGACGUAUAUUUAUCAUCGGAAUCCGAAGAUGACGAAAUUUUACUUUUGGCAGAAAUAGUGGCAGAUGAUGAAGAACGUAAAAGAAAGAAAAAAAGAAAAUGUUGGGUCCAUAGUAUUAAUAAGGAACGAGAGGUAUCUGGCGAGUAUUGUACUCUAAUGCCUGAAUUAAGAAAGGACCCAGAAAGGUUUCACAUAUAUUUUAGAAUGACUCCAAAGUGUUUUGAUCAAGUUUUGGGAUGGAUUAUCGAUGACAUUCAAAAAAUGCCAACAAACUUUCGUAAUCCAAUACCACCAUCGGAACGGCUAGCGAUUUCACUAAGGUAUGAUUUUGUAAUAUUAUAA